Molecule: messenger RNA, 1627 nt
Organism: Capra hircus (goat)
Lineage: Eukaryota; Metazoa; Chordata; Mammalia; Artiodactyla; Bovidae
Product: contactin-5
Exons: 8
Coding region: 17-1129 (370 amino acids)
Biological process (GO): brain development; cell-cell adhesion
Molecular function (GO): cell-cell adhesion mediator activity
Source: RefSeq, a predicted model, not a curated record
AAUCAUAACAGGGGACAUGGAAUCAGCCAUGGCAGUGGACCUGAACCCCUGGGUAGAAUAUGAAUUCAGAGUGGUGGCCACCAAUCCAAUUGGGACUGGAGACCCAAGCACUCCAUCUCGAAUGAUCCGCACAAAUGAAGCAGUUCCAAAGACAGCACCUACCAAUGUAAGUGGAAGAAGUGGAAGAAGGCACGAGUUGGUCAUCGCCUGGGAGCCAGUAUCUGAAGAGUUUCAGAAUGGGGAAGGCUUUGGCUAUAUUGUGGCUUUCAGGCCCAAUGGAACACGUGGCUGGAAGGAAAAAAUGGUGACAUCCUCUGAAGCUUCAAAAUUCAUCUAUCGAGAUGAAAGUGUCCCUCCUCUUACCCCCUUUGAAGUGAAGGUUGGCGUUUAUAACAAUAAAGGGGAUGGACCUUUCAGUCAAAUUGUUGUCAUAUGUUCAGCUGAAGGAGAACCCACUGCUGCUCCCACAGAUGUCAAGGCUACAAGUGUAUCUGUGUCAGAGAUUCUUGUUGCAUGGAAACAUAUUAAAGAAAGUCUAGGAAGACCACAGGGAUUUGAGAUUGGUUAUCGGAAAGACAUGGAACAAGAAGAUGCAGCAGAAACCGUCAAAACGAGGGGGAACGAGUCAUCCAUCAUCCUGACAGGGUUAGAAGGAAAUACGUUAUAUCACUUCACAGUGAGGGCUUAUAAUGGAGCUGGAUAUGGGCCACCCAGCAGUGAAGUGAGUGCAGCCACCAAGAAAUCCCCCCCCAGUCAAGCACCUAACAACCUCAGGUGGGAGCAACAGGGCUCUCAGCUUUCUCUGGGCUGGGACCCCGUAAGACCAUUAGCCAAUGAGUCUGAAGUCAUGGGCUACAAGGUUUUUUAUAGGCAAGAGGGUCACAGCAACAGUCAAGUUAUUGAAACGCAGAAACCUCAAGCAGUAGUCCCACUCCCCGAUGCUGGAAUCUAUAUCAUUGAAGUGCGAGCAUAUGGUGAAGGAGGGGAUGGAACCGCUAGCUCCCAAAUCAGGGUCCCAUCAUAUUCAGGUGGGAAAAUCACUAGUGCUCAGUCAGCCCUCCGAACUCUCUCCAUGUCUUCAUCAGUAAUGUUGCUUUUGGCAUUGAUGAUUCCUUCAACCCCUUGGUGAAAACUUCAGACUUAAUUUGAUUUUCUUUGCUUUAGCUUGAUAACUACAGUGAAUAGAGUAGCAAUGUAACUGGAAACUCAGGACCUUGAGAUGAGCGUUAAAAAUGUGGUGCACUUACAGGAGAUUGAGGGGAAUGUUACUUAUCCAUCAGGUUUAUUUUGUUUUGGGUUUUGUAAAUGGAGAGGACAGUUCUUGGUCCAAUAAAAAUAUGCAGAUUGUAUGUAAUGAAUUUUUGUAAAUAAAAGUAAUUUCUGUCAAAUGUAUUCUUUACUUUUUUAGUAUGUUGGAAUUUGAUUUUAUAUCUGAUGACCCUGAGUGUGUGCCAUCCAUUUGUUAAGUAAGUGGUCUCUAGCAGAUCAGUUUCAAACACAAAUACAAAACAGAAUGAAAAAUUCACUUAAUACUCCAAGUCUACUGUUUUUAAUUUUUCCUUCAUCUGACUAUACCAAUCGACAAGCCAGUAGGAGAUAUGAAAAAAUGUUUCAAUUGUGUGGUCAA